Messenger RNA from Epinephelus fuscoguttatus (brown-marbled grouper), 1022 nucleotides. RefSeq lists its product as uncharacterized. Bases 1 to 867 code for a protein of 288 amino acids. The transcript is spliced from 2 exons. The record is from RefSeq and is a predicted model, not a curated record. Lineage: Eukaryota; Metazoa; Chordata; Actinopteri; Perciformes; Serranidae.
AUGGACUCUAAUGGAAAGUUCCUGGAUGAAAAAACCCUGUUCCCAAGGCACAGAGCAGAAAAGAUCUGGUGCCCCAACACGAAGAAAGCUCUGGAGCUGCUGACGGUGCGUGAGCUCGGUGAGCCGAGCCACAUCAUCAUCCAUACAGGCACCAACGACUUAAGGCCCCAACAGGACAGAGUGGCAGACUCUCUGAAGAGAGUGAUCGAGAAGGCCUCCACCACUUUCCCCAACAGCAGGAUCGUCAUCUCCACACUGCUGCAGAGGAGAGACUUCCACCCCCGCACCAUAGACAGAGUGAACUUCAGCCUCUCCAGGGACUGCGCACUCAAAACCAACGUCUUCUUGGCUCAACAUCCAACUCUAGACCUGGACUGCCUUUAUGACAACGUCCAUUUGCACAAAGAAGCAGUCCCCAUCUUUGCCAAGACCCUGAAAGACGUUGCCCUCAGCAGGAACCCUACAGAUACCCCAAGGAACAACCGCACAGCGCAGAUCCCACGCAGACCAUCAAGAUCUCUUCAACCCUCCAGACCACCCAGACCCCCACGAUACACUCACCCCAGAGCAUCAGAGAGAAUGGCCGGCCCACGACACCCACCGCAUCACCACCAUCACAACGAGCAGCCUACACCACAGCUGAUCCAACACAGACCUCCAAUACCCAGCCGGAGAACCACCCUGCCUGGAGGUCCCGUACCCCCCCUCCUCCCAACAGCAGAGACGAGACUACAAGAGCAGCAGAACAUCGGACGGAGCUACGCUGCAGCUGUGAGAGGAGCAUCGGCCUCCCCCUCCUCUGGUGACAUCAGGGACAUACAACACAUGUUAAACUUGCUAUGCUCUCGCCUCAUAGGGACGUGGUAGAAGAGCCCAGAGCUUAAUGAGCAAAUAAUAGUUAAACAUGAUGUUUAGAUUUUUAAAUUGAUUGUUAGAAGAGCAGAGAGCUUAAUGAUCAAAUAAUAGUUAACUGUUAAACAUGAUGUUUAGAUUUUUUUUUUUUUUUUUUUAAUGGUUUGUUA